Molecule: messenger RNA, 1929 nt
Organism: Populus nigra (black poplar)
Lineage: Eukaryota; Viridiplantae; Streptophyta; Magnoliopsida; Malpighiales; Salicaceae
Product: transcription factor MYB61-like
Exons: 3
Coding region: 191-1585 (464 amino acids)
Biological process (GO): regulation of stomatal movement
Source: RefSeq, a predicted model, not a curated record
CUCCGCUGAUGCUUCAUUUUUCCUGGCCUCUCUCUCUCUCUCUCUGCUUACAUCUUUUCUACUAAAGCGCUCCUUACAAAUCCAUUUCACAGACAUCUGUGUUCAUUGCUGACACUUCACCUAGGAUUCAACAAAAAUUGCUGUUCUAGGAAAGCUAUCUUUCCCUCAUUGCAGGGGAGUCUUUCUCUAAAUGGGGAGGCACUCUUGUUGCUACAAGCAGAAGCUACGGAAAGGCCUGUGGUCACCUGAGGAAGAUGAGAAACUUUUAAGUCAUAUUACUAAGUAUGGUCAUGGUUGUUGGAGUUCUGUCCCAAAGCAAGCUGGUUUGCAAAGGUGUGGCAAGAGCUGCAGACUAAGAUGGAUUAAUUACUUGAGGCCUGAUUUGAAGAGAGGCACAUUCUCACAUCUGGAAGAGAACCUCAUAAUUGAACUCCAUGCGGUUCUAGGAAACAGGUGGUCUCAGAUUGCGGCGCAGUUGCCUGGAAGGACUGACAAUGAAAUAAAGAAUCUGUGGAACUCUUGCUUAAAGAAAAAACUUAAGCAGAGAGGCAUUGACCCUGUCACCCAUAAACCACUUUCUGAGGUUGAAGAUGGAGAAGACAAGAAUCCAGCUGCCAGUAGAAACCAAGAUAAAGCCUCUGCAGUAUCCAAUACUGAACUCAACCUCCUCAAAGCUGAUCAUUCUAAGCCAUCAGGAGCAAAUUUACAAGAAAAAAGAUCAUCUUCAAUUUCUCCUCAUGGCAAUCAAUUGGAGAGGGAAAGUACUUCCAGCUUCAAGGCCAUGAAUGACAACAACAACACCACCAAUGACCAUGGUAACAAUAAUUUGAUGACACCAACAAGCAACAAGGACCUUUUCUUGGAUAGGUUUACAGCUUUCCUCCAUGAAGGCUCCACGAGUAAUUGCCCGCCCUCGGGUUUUUUGGGACAUUUCCCUCUUCAGCAAUUGAAUUAUGGAUCCAAUGCCAGGCUCGCGACGAACUCAAUUCCUUCUCUUUGGUUGAGCCAAACCAGUAAAGCUUUUGGCAUGAAUUGUGAAUUCUCUUCGACUAUGAUACCCUCCAUUCCUCCACCAGCUGUAACAAGCUCAUUUAUUUCUUCUUCUAUGGGCUACAAGCCUUCCAUUACUGUUCCACCAGACAAUCCUUCAUUGCCCUCUUUUACAACCAACAGUUAUCGGCCGUGGGAAACCGGUGCUCCCAGCAACAAUAGUAACAGCAGUACUGGAAGCAAUGGCAGUACUGAGCUGCAAAGCAACAGCUCCUUCUUUGAGAACACCAUCUUUUCUUGGGGAUUAGGAGACUGUAGCUCAACAGAAAAGGAGGCACAGAACCACUUGAUUGGAAGUCAACAGGAGGACAUCAGGUGGCCUGAAUAUCUUCAAAAUCCAUUGCUCAUGGCUGCUGCUUUGCAAAAUCAAAAUCAGCAAUCCUUGUACAAUGAGAUAAAAACAGAAACACAUCUCCUAACAGAAAAUCCAAGUGGUAUGUGGCCUGAUAACCAGCAGGAACAAGAACCUUUACAGAAUCCUGAUAUAUGUCCGAAAGAUAUGCAGAGAAUCACAGCAUCUUAUGGAUAUGUUUAGCUUGCAUUGGUAUAUGGAGCCUCAAUUUAGAGGAAAUAUUAAUUAGAGAGGCUUGAACAGAAGCUUUUUUUCAUUUACAAGUGUGCGUGCCAUAGAUUUUUCUCUUGUACAUAGGUCUGAUACAGUUAAAACAUUUCUUAACCUCUGGUUUUGGAAUAGUUGUGAGCAAAACAAAUCCUUUUUGUUAGCUUUUUUACUUUUGGGUGUGGGGUAGAAUUGCAGAAUAAGGCUACUACUUCUUGUGUAUGUUCUCUUCUUUGCCUCAUUGCAUAUUCAUCAUCAUGUUGCAAUUCUCUCUGUAAACAAUCCAAAACAAACGUUAUUUGUCAAAGGGUUUUUUUCAA